AAUAGUAGUAGCUGAACAACAGAAAGAAUUGAAUUGAAGAGAUGGAUUCAUCACAAAACUCGUUUUCUGCGACUGGAAAUGGCCCCAUCAAGCUAAGCAAGGAGACCGAUGAUCAGAAGCAGAAUCUCAACCAAGUCAUCAAUUCAAUACAGAAGACGCUCGGUCAUCUCCUACAGCUCCAUGUCACCGUUUCCUCUUUCAGCGUUGCUUCUCAACUCCCUCUCCUGCAACGAUUGAAUGCUCUGGUUUCGGAGCUUGAUACCAUGCAGAAAUUGGCUGAAAAUUGUAACAUUCAGGUUCCAAUGGAGGUUGUUAAUUUAAUUGAUGACGGGAAGAAUCCGGAUGAGUUAACAAGAGAUAUUUUCAAUAGCUGCAUCGCGAGAAAUCAAAUCACAAAAGGGAAAACUGAUGCGUUCAAGGGUGUGCGUAAGCAUCUCCUGGAGGAACUUGAACAAGCAUUCCCUGAUGAAGUGGAAGCUUAUAGGGAGAUACGUGCAACUUCUGCUGCUGAUUCAAAACGGCUUGCACAAUCACAGAGUAUUUUGGCAAAUGGAGAUGUGAAGGUUAAGACCGAGCAUAAGUGAUGAAGUUAGUGAGGGAAUCAGGUUCCAAUAGUUUUGUGUGUUUCACCAUGGUCGUACUCAUGCCCCAUGUCGAUGGAUCUCAGUUUUCAUUCGUGGAUAUGUUGAUCCUCUAUAGCAGGCAUUGAAAACUUAGGACUGCCUUCUCAUUGCACUGCCUCAGUAAAUUUGAGAAUAUUGCAGAUAGACUAUGGUAU
Molecule: messenger RNA, 778 nt
Organism: Telopea speciosissima
Lineage: Eukaryota; Viridiplantae; Streptophyta; Magnoliopsida; Proteales; Proteaceae
Product: mediator of RNA polymerase II transcription subunit 10b-like
Exons: 7
Coding region: 42-584 (180 amino acids)
Biological process (GO): positive regulation of transcription by RNA polymerase II
Cellular component (GO): mediator complex; chromatin
Molecular function (GO): transcription coregulator activity
Source: RefSeq, a predicted model, not a curated record